GAUUUUGGACAAUGGCCUGAGAUUUUUAAAACUGUUUUUUUCACUCAAUUGAAAACCUAAGGUGACCUCCAACCCCAUGAAAAGUCCCACGGAAAUGCAAUUACGUGUCAAGACAGCGUAUUGAUUGCGGAGAAAAUACGAGUUUUCCCGAACACUUGAUGAUGCCUGAGGCGUCACUGGUGGCGAAUAUGGCGGACUAACGAAGCACUUGGAGUGAAUUUUUACAACUUUUGGAUUUUCGUGGGAUGUGUUGGGUAAGUCCCAAUGCGUGAUUUCAACUCAAUUUGAUGAGGCAAUUAAAAUUAUCGGGCUCAGGAAAACGUAAAAGAAAGUUAAAUAUAGUUCCUGGGGGAUUUAGGGAGAUUUGCUUAUUGGGAGGUAUUGGAGAGCGAAGGUUCUGGAGAAUUUAUGGGCGGGUUUCCAAGUUGACGUUCGGUGGAAGCAGUGAAAAGUGGUUUGAGCAGGUAGCGGCAGGUUCAAAAUUUGUUGCCAGAUGUCCAAUAGGGCGCAUUUGCCGGUUGUGACGGCGCCAUUUUCGAAACUCCGGUGCUCCGAAAGUUUAUGUGAGAUCAUUUUGACCUUUGCAAUCCUAAAAUGAUUCGCUAAAAUCUCAAGGACUGCAGAGAAACGUGAAAAUGUUGGCCUCGAAGCUUAAGAUAUUCUUCCCCCCCACUAUUUCUCUCAGAAAAAUGGCUACUGUGAAGAGGUUUUACAGGAAAACCAAUAUUCUGAGCAACGGGGAUAGGUUCGAGAUUACUUUGGACCAGAGGAAGCUUAAGACUCCUAAGGGGAAUGUCUUCGAGGUGACUAGUAAACCACUGGCCCUUGCUGUCGCCAUGGAGUGGGAGAGCCAGGAGGACACCAUCAACAGGAGCAAUAUGCAUCUGACAGCCCUUUGCAGUACCUUAUUAGAUAAUCCUCACCAGCACAGUAGAAUGGACAUCGUGAACUACAUUUCAAACUACCUAGAAACAGACACCGUUUUAUUUCAGUCAAACGAUACGGAAGAGUUGUUCAAAUUGCAAACAGAAAAAUGGGAUCCAAUAAUUCAGUGGUUCUGUGACAAGUACCAGGUCGACAUCACGAAGACCACAAGCAUAAGUCCUCCCAUUAUUCCUCCACCAACCAAAGACAUCCUGACACGGCAUUUUGCUUCUUACGAUUAUCCUGCGUUAAUAGGAUUUAUGUACGGAAUUGAUAUUCUCAAGUCCGUGAUCUUGAUGAUGGCGGUUUGUGAGAGGUUAAUCAAUGUUCAGAGUGCUAUCAGCCUAACUAGAUUAGAAGAAGAAUUCCAAAUUUCACACUGGGGGAGAGUAGAAUGGUCCCAUGAUCUCAGUAAAAACGACCUCCAGGCUCGACUCUCAGCAGCUGUUUUAUUCAUCCACCUCAAUACAUCAUCAGCAACAUCAAAACCGAAGAUGGAGAGUUCGUGACUUGUAAAUAAUACAUUAUAAAAUCUAGACAAGUAUAAAAACAGAAUUGUUGAACAGG
Diachasmimorpha longicaudata is the source of this 1491-nucleotide messenger RNA. RefSeq names its product ATP synthase mitochondrial F1 complex assembly factor 2. The record is from RefSeq and is a predicted model, not a curated record. Gene Ontology annotation, biological process: mitochondrial proton-transporting ATP synthase complex assembly. The transcript has 8 exons. Lineage: Eukaryota; Metazoa; Arthropoda; Insecta; Hymenoptera; Braconidae. The coding region runs from base 636 to 1433 and encodes 265 amino acids. Gene Ontology annotation, cellular component: mitochondrion.